UGUUAAUCAGGGGAGCAGUACCUGAGAGAGGGCCUUUUUCUCACACACUGCCGAGAACCUCCGCAAACAAGGAAGAGGGUAAAUCUCGAGGUGGCGAUGCACAGAGCCCCGUGGCCUGGUCGCUCGGCGCGGGGAGGAGAAACUCUAGCUGCCAGAGCCUGGGAAUCGCCUCUUCUCAGGAAAUGGCGUAGUCCCUGCGCUCGCCUGCGCCCUGCAGGGUCAGCUGACGGCCAUCCCUCCACUUACAACAGCGGGGCGGCCACUCGCCCUGACGCGCGCAGAGACCCGAACAAAGCCCGUGGGAAUCAUGUGGCGUUCCUGAAGGGUCACCUAGACGACCCAGCCCAGCUCCACCCACAGUGCCUGGCAACCUAGACCAGUCAGGGACGCGGCAGGAAAUGGAAGAGCCUCCGCAGGAGGCUCUGGCUGAACCCUUGGAACAUGAAAGCCCAGCCGCUCCCUCAAGUGCUGGCCACACUAAUGGCCAGGAAGAAGACGACCAGAAGAACCAGGCUGAAAGGAAGGCAGAUAACCACACUGCUCACAGAAUAGCUGACCAGACUGCCCUAAGAGUGCCUAGCCAGGCUAAGUUCAACAUAUUUAGCCAAACUACCAAUGGAGUAGCUGAACAAAAUGGCCAUAGUACACCUGGUCAGGCUGGCCACAGAGCAUCCGACCCUGCUAAUGUUUCUGACCUUAGAGCAGAUGAUCAGGUUGACCAAACACCAUCUGAACAAACUGAAGGCAAGGCAUCUAGCCAAGCUAAUAAUGUACAGUAUGAACAGAGUGAUGGUCAGGUGUCUGGCUUGACCGAGGAAAGAACUGCUGAACAGAUUGAACGAAGAUUAUCUAGCCAGGCUGAGAGAGUAACUUCUGGGCAGAUUGAUGGUAGACUGUCUAUGCCAUCUGACCAGAGAGGUUCCAGACAGACUGACCACAGAAUGUCAGGCCAGGCUGAGAGAAGAACUUCCGAGCAUAUUGGUGGUAGAUUAUCUACACAGUCUAACCGAAGAGCUUCUGAACAGACUGACCACAAAAUGGCAGGCCAGUCCGAGAGAAGAGCUUCCGAGCAGAUGGACCAUAGAAUAUCUGACAAGGCUGAGGGAAUAACUUCUGAGCAGAUUACAUACACAUUAUCCAGACUAUCUGAGAAAAGACCUUCUGUGCAGAUUGACAGUGGGUCAUCCGUACCAUCUGAUCGAAGUCCUUCUGUGCAGAUUGACAGUGGGUCAUCCGUACCAUCUGACCGAAGUCCUUCUGUGCAGAUUGACAGUGGGUCAUCCAUACCAUCUGACCAAAGACCUUCAGUACAGAUUGACCGCAGAAUGUCAGGCAAAGUUAGGAGAACUUCUGUGAAGACUGACUACAGAUUGGCUAGCCUGGCUGACCAAGGAACUUCUGAGCAGAUUGACCUCAGAUCGCAUGGCCUCGUUGACCACAAAACAUCUGUAAAGACUUACCACCAAGUGUAUGGCAAAGCCACUGAACUAGCUGAACACCAGACUAUUGACCAAGCUCACAGUAAUGCUGAUCAACCUCCAGUUGACAAGGCUGACUACAGUGAAUCUGACCAGAUUGACCACUUAGCAGACAGACAAGCUAAUCACAAAGACCAACUGUCUUACUAUGAAAGACGUGGCCAGUCUGAAGACAGGAUAUUUCCCCAGUUAGGCAAUAGCAAGAAGGACAAAGAGGCUGACUACAGAGUACAACCCUGCAAAUUUGAGGACAGCCAAGUAGACCUCAAUUCCAAGCUUUCAGUUGAAAUGGAAACUCAAAAUACAACCACUACCCCAGCCUACCACUCAGUUGAUGCCAGAUUCACCAGUAAUUUCCAAGCAAAAGACCAAGCCCUUUUCCCAAGACUCCCCUCCAUCUCAUCCAAAUUGAACCAUAUUAGUAGUCAAGAAAAAACUCAAGCCGUAGUAACCAAAUCUGAUGAAUUUUCAGAAAUUGAGCAAGGAAAGAGUUAUCGUAUAUGCAAUCAAACUCGUAGAAGGUUCCCUUCUAUAGUUUAUGAAGAUCCUUAUCAAGUUUCACUCCAAUACAUGGAAAAACACCACAUUCUGCAAAUAUUCCAGCAGAUUACUGAAAACUUAGUCUAUGAAAAGCCAGAGGACCCCCUGAAUUUUAUGCUGUGCCAGGUAUAGAAUUGGAGAAAAAGAACAACCUUUUAAUUCUCUUUAUUGUAAAAUACAGCACACAUACAGCAAAGUGUAUAGAACAAAGUACGUACAACUCUGAAUUCUUAUGAAGUAAACAUACCUUUGAUUACCAUUCAAGUUUUAAAAAAAAUAAAUAAAACAUAACCAGCAUCCCAGAAGGCCCCCUCCUUUCCCUCACAGUUAUUACUUCCCACAAAAGGAUUCUUUAUGACCUUUAUGGCAAUGACCUCCUUGCUUUUCUUUAUAAUUUUAUCACUAAACCGGAACCAUGAAACACUUGUGUUUAUAUUUGUCAGCUUUUGAACUGUAUAUAAAGGGAACCAUAUCGUAUGUAAUCAAUUGUAUCUGGUUUCUUAAAAUUAUGUCAUUGGGAUUGAUCCAUGCUGUUGUAUGUGGCAAUAGUUCAUUCAUUUUAAUUGGCAGGGGUGUCCAAUCUUUUGGC
This is a messenger RNA of Chlorocebus sabaeus (green monkey), 2607 nucleotides long. Lineage: Eukaryota; Metazoa; Chordata; Mammalia; Primates; Cercopithecidae. The record is from RefSeq and is a predicted model, not a curated record.